AUGCCAUUGAAUUCAUGAAGGCUGGCAAGGCUGGCGCUCACGAGGCAUUUGUGCUACGCAAUCCCUUGGCAUCGUCCUGGCCCCUCCAUGUCCUCGCCUUUGGCAUUUCUCCAGGCUUGACCUCCUGCAAAAUGUGAAGUCCAAUUGGCGCUUCUUUUGAUUUUUCUGAGGAGCAGUAAAUGCAGAAAACACUUCAGAGCUUCAGAUGAACUGGCGGCAUUUUGAUGGUCAAGGUGGUGACAUUGAGCUGCAAGUACGUUGUUUGUCCGCAAUUCAAUCCUGAUGAGCAGCUUGUGGGUGCAGAUGACUGUGCACAGGAGUUGGCGUCUUCUGCAAAAUGCCCACUGAGUGCACUCCCAUUGCAAUGUUUCCCCAGCUGUAGAGUUCGACAUACGAGCAACUCUGAUUAUGGAAGGAAAGGCACUCUACCCUCUGUUUCAUUGUCAGCCCCCGCGGAAGAAAGCAAAAGUCGAGAAAGAGAGACAUUAUACCACCACGAAUAAUGCAGACGACAAAGCCAAGGAGCGGCAGUCCGAUCCAAAAAGCACAAGCAGCUUGGAAUACACCGAUGUCAGAAGCAGAGUGCAAACCACAGUUCCAGGUGUGUCAGCUCAGACUGUUGCUGAUGCAGCUCAAUCUGGUUUUGCACCUUCAGUAUCCACCCCCGCAGGCGACAGAGAUCAGUUACAGCAACAUGCUGACAGUAACCUGCCGUCAGAAGUCCUGCCAGGGUCUGUGGGAACAAGGAAAGCAAAUGCUGCCCCUCUCACAGUUGCCACAGGGGCCCUUGCCACGUUGAUGGAAGCAGGGAGAACGCGGUUGUCGCGCCAACGAUUUCACCUUGACCUCCGUGAAGACGGCACCUACACAUCAAGUUGGCAGAAGGAGACUCUGGCUUGCAAGGGAAACUCUGUCUGGAAAGCCGAGAUAAAAUUCAAAGAUGGGUCAGGCAACAAUGAGAUCACCCUAACGGUGUCAACAGGGCAGCCAAGCUCCACAAAGGAACAGUCUCUCUGUUGGGAAUGUCCACAGAUGCUUAGCAACAUCGACCAAGAGCGAAGGCCGAAGCUGUCCGCAUCUUUGCUCAAGAGCGCUGUCCAGAAGAAUGUCCGAUUGUGCCGGUCAAGCCCAGCAGUGAGGGCAUCUUUGCACCUCAUGAAGGAUAGCUGGUCAGAGUUCCUGCGGCGAGCCACAAUCAUUGCGUUAGAAGACGCCAUUCUGCAUCCGGACCUUCCGUUUCUUGUGUGGCUAACGGCUGCGGUUGCGAAGGGGUACCAGCCUUCGAAGUUGCAUGCAGCAGUCUGUCUUCGAAUUGUGCACGAGAUGGCUGCCGUGAAAUGUCGCGAUCCUCUCUCCGAUGCUGACGAAGCAGAUACACACUGUCCUACCAUGAGUGACAUCUCUCAGCACGUGUCAGCUCAAGAGGCGACAGUUCUGAAGGCGCUCCUUCUGCGCGCGAGCUGUGGGGGCAUGGCGGGCGACGUGCGAAUGCUCAGAUGCUACGUGCGCGUCUGGCUCAAGCGCUUCUCCGGCGCUUCCCCUCCUCCGCCCCCCCUCGCCAACUUCUGCUCCGGGCCGGCUGACGUCACCUCCCCCUCGUCUGAUGUCAGCCUGGACUGGGGAAACUGGCUGCGCCGGUUGUACGCCCAGACACCGAGACCCCCGCAGGUGCUGGACACGUGUACCAGUGGGGCGCUGCCAGCUGUCGUAGACGUGGCGGCCAUGUCGCGCAUCAUGCUGUCGGACGUGCCGCCGAGCGCGGCUGACUUCCAUUGCUCGAACGUCAUCGAAGACGUCCUGAAGGACACGCCUGCGGGACGCCAAGUGGAGGCCACGUGUCGCGAGGAGGCGGUGGACGCGAAGGCCGUCUUCCGGUCGGCCAUGUGGCACUUUCGGAGCAGCAAGAACUUGAAAAAGACGCUCGAUGGGGAGACAAGCACGGACACCGAGGACGGCUCUCAAGCGGCCAGAAUUUGGUCUGCGCUUUCAGCGGAAGCUCAAAAAUAUUCGUUAAACCUGAUCAAGCGAAGAUUUGGUGUGUGGACUUAGAGACACAACUUAUCUUGACGGUCACGCACUUCGCAUAUCGAAGCUAUGCACAGCCUCUUCCGGCGGUUGCCUUGCUUGCAGCCGGCUGAAAGUCCGCUAGGCUCGGCACGCUCGCGACACAUGAUGAAAGUGCAAUUCCGGCAACGAAAGUUUUGCAUUUUGUCAACGAUGGACGGUGCGGAUCAGCGAUAAAAUCCAUCAGCCUGAGUGUAGCAACCAAUUUUCGAUCUCGAGAGGGCAGUUCGGUGGCAACUGGACUGUCAGUGUUUCGAGGCUCAUGCAUUGAAAGGAAGAUUGGUGUCUUCUAUUAUGAAGGGUGAUAUGAAAGGCCGAUAUGUAAAAGGUUGCGCAG
This is a messenger RNA of Klebsormidium nitens, 2401 nucleotides long. The record is from the annotation of a GenBank genome assembly. Lineage: Eukaryota; Viridiplantae; Streptophyta; Klebsormidiophyceae; Klebsormidiales; Klebsormidiaceae.